Propithecus coquereli (Coquerel's sifaka) is the source of this 1069-nucleotide messenger RNA. It is a transcript of the gene TMEM215, whose product is annotated as transmembrane protein 215. Bases 362 to 1069 code for a protein of 235 amino acids. The record is from RefSeq and is a predicted model, not a curated record. The transcript is spliced from 2 exons. Lineage: Eukaryota; Metazoa; Chordata; Mammalia; Primates; Indriidae.
GAUGUAACGAGGCCAGGCUCGCGCGCCGCUUUCCCUCCUGCCACGCUCGGUCCUUCCUCCUCCCGCGCCCCGCGCCGCGCGCACGGCCAGCGCCGGCUCCGCUUCCACCGCCCUGGGGACCGACGGGCACUGCUGGGAAAGACUCUCCCACGUUCCACCUCCUGGACGCACAGUCAGCGGGGAAAACCGGGCUUUCCUCCCACAACCAAGGGAGCGAGCCGAGGGGACAGCUGCUGUGGAGGUUUCUGAGGAGACUCACACUGGCCUCUUUCCCUACUCCCUGGAGACGGCAGGAACCCUCAGAGGAGAGGAACGCUACUCCCUGGCCAGCAAGCAGCCCCCAACCUGGAUGGAGUGAAAGAUGCGGCCUGAUGACAUUAACCCGAGGACUGGGCUGGUGGUGGCCCUGGUCAGUGUCUUCCUGGUCUUUGGUUUUAUGUUCACCGUCUCUGGGAUGAAAGGGGAGACUCUGGGAAACAUCCCCCUCCUGGCCAUCGGGCCAGCCAUCUGCCUGCCAGGCAUUGCGGCCAUUGCCCUGGCCAGGAAAACCGAGGGAUGCACCAAGUGGCCGGAUAAUGAGCUGCUAUGGGUCCGCAAAUUGCCCUGCUUCCGGAAACCCAAGGACAAGGAGGUGGUGGAACUGCUGAGGACCCCUUCAGACCUGGAGUCGGGCAAGGGGAGCUCAGAUGAGCUGGCUAAGAAGGCGGGCCUCAGGGGGAAACUUCCCCAACAGGGGCAGGGUGAGGUGCCUAUGGCCAGCUCCAUCACCACCGUCACACCCACGGAGGAAGGAGAAUGCCAGAGCCUGGUCCAGAGUGGGCAUCAGGAGGAGACAUCCAGAUACCUAGACGGCUACUGCCCAUCUGGCAGUUCCCUCGCCUACAGUGCCUUGGAUGCCAAGUGCUCAGCCUGGGACAGAUCCGACCGCCCUGAGCCGGAGGACAGCAUCUUCUUUGUGCCCCAAGACAGUAUCAUUGUUUGCUCCUACAAGCAGAACAGCCCCUAUGACAGAUACUGUUGUUACAUCAAUCAGAUCCAAGGCAGGUGGGACCACGAGACGAUAGUCUAA